AUGGCAGUGGGGGAAGGAGGGAGCUUCGAGGAGGUGGCGCGGAAGGACGAGCAGUUCAAGCAGGAGGAGAAGAAUCGAGCCUGGAACUCAGAAGAAGAAGAGCAUGCUCUCCGCGAGAUGUUUGAGGGUGCCAGCAACAGCCUCGUUGCGAGUUCUUGUGCGGCAUCCAUCAAGACGCCAUGCUGGGAGCAGUGUAAAGAGAUCUGGAUGAAGAUAAAGAAUGACCAGGUAGGAGAGAGAGCGAAGCAUGUUGUGCAGGAGCUGGAAGCAGAGCACCUCAGGCCGACAGGGAUUCUUGAUCGACUGAGGAAGGGAGUCAACCCAGCAUGCUUCGGGCUUCACACGUUGAUGAAGCACCUUGAUAGAUGA
Guillardia theta CCMP2712 is the source of this 369-nucleotide messenger RNA. RefSeq lists its product as hypothetical. The record is from RefSeq and is a predicted model, not a curated record. NCBI's taxonomy places the organism in Eukaryota, Cryptophyceae, Pyrenomonadales, Geminigeraceae. The transcript has 2 exons. The coding region runs from base 1 to 369 and encodes 122 amino acids.